AAUGGUCCAUUAUCCUCAGCCCGGGGCGGCCCGGGAAACGCAUCCCAAACGAGCCCGAGGGACACGUCUCGCUCAUCGGCUAGCCACCCGAAACACCCCCAGCCAUUAGGCCGUUCUCUCUUUGGAAAAACUUCAGGGAAGUUGAGCUAUUCCUGUGCCUUUUUUUUGUCUCCGGCAUGUGGUGUUUUCAGCUGUCACUUCAAGUUGUAAUAUAUUGUCUAAGAAAUGCCGUUUUAAAUGUCUUUUACCUUCCCCAUUAUGGAAGCGUAUCUGCGAACUAAAGGCAUCAGCAGGCGUAAGAUCCGUGUCUUUAGGUUUUUAUUCUUUAAUGAUGCCUUUUGAAAUGUGCAAAUCUAUGCAUGGUGUCUGCCAUAUGCAGCCUCUUCAUUUCAAUUUGCUGGUGUCAGUAGAACGGGUGGCUGGGAGACAAUGGUUGACUCACUUCGCCCAGCCCUGCCUGUUCCUCAGGUGCUCGUUGUGAAACUUGUAAAUGGCUGCCAGGUUUCACCAGGAACUGUGUAAGCACUUCUGGAAGAACACGCUAUACUUUUUAAUUUCCACCGUUUCAGCCCCUCUCCAUAUUUUACGAUCAAAUUUUUUUUGUCAGCUCAGCUUUGGACUAAUAACUCACCGUCUCGUUUAGUCGGGCCGGUACGAAGUGUGUACGCUCAGCCACGUCUCGGCAGCGCUCAGCAGACUGCCGCUGACUUGUAUUGACAAUGAUUGCCUCCAAAAUGAGUCCAUUAUGGCGGAGGGCUUGACAAGACCAUGGAGCUUUCUGAAUGAGAUCGGCCGCAGACGCCGAGCUUGGAUGUUCAUUAUACGUCUCUAUUGUUAACCGUAGCAGGGCUGACACAUCUCAUGCAUAUUAUGGGACUGAUGGCUCCCAGGCUGGAUUGGCCUGUCACAGCCAAGCCUCAUUUGGCUGUCUGGAUUGUUUUUGCAGAUUGCAGAUAAAUUGGGUCGUCUUUCUCAGGUAUAUCGUUGAGGAUUUAUUCCAGCUUAGACCUCAAUGAAGGAUGAUCGCUAGCAGCUUGUUGAUACAGUGGAGGGAAAAUAUUGGCCCAUUGAGUUAUUCUAUGAUGUACUUCAUGUUUACAUUCUGGAGAAAGGUGUGCUUCAAUUGAGGUAGAUGACUUCUGGCUGUACUUGAGCAAUAACGCAAUGUUUGCAGAAUGCCUGUAGACAGCACUUCACUGGGGUAUAUUGGCAAUAUACCACAAACCACUGAGAUGUUUUAUGUCACUUAUAAAUAGGUUACCAACGCAAUUAGAACAGUGUCAUACCUGUGAUAUUAACUAGAUGAUUUGAAUACUGAUUGGCUGAUAGCCACAUUCUAUGAGACCAUGGGUAUGACAUCACGUCUCUUUUUGUUUCUACUCUGAUUUCGUUGGUAGGCGGUUUAUAAGCACAGUAAGGCACAAGGGUUUGUGAUAUAUUGCCAAUGAACCAGUCCGCGAUGCGUUGUGCCUCAGAACAGUACUUAGCCGUGGUAUAUUGGCAAUGUACCACACCCCCUCGUGUCUAAUUGCUGACAUAAAUUAUAUCAGCCAAUCACAUUCAGCAAAUAAUAAGGCACAAUGGGUGUUGUAUGUAUCCUGCAUACAGCAACUAACUGAGGUAUAAUGGCCAUUUACCACAACCCCUCAAAAUGCCUUAUUGCUAAUUUGAACCAGUUAUCUACACAGUUAGAACAGUUAAAGGUAUUUUAGUUUGUCAUACCCAUGGGUACACCACGUUCUCAUUCAACAGCUUUCAGCCAAUUACAUUCCGGGUUUGGUUUGUAAUAUAUAAUAUAUACUGUCAAUACUGAGACAACAAAAAACAUAUAUGCAAAGAUAUAUUUUUCAUGGCAUUGCACUUAGUUCAGAAGUAUUUUAGACAUUCUCACAGGCUCCAAGGAUUCUCCAGCUCUUUCUAGUAAUGUUUCAUCCUUCAGCCCUGUCUGAUAACACGUUUCAUCCUUCAGCCCUGUCUGAUAACACGUUUCAUCCUUCAACCCUGUCUGAUAACACGUUUCAUCCUUCAGCCCUGUCUGGUAGCACGUUUCAUCCUUCAGCCCUGUCUGAUAACACGUUUCAUCCUUCAACCCUGUCUGGUAACACGUUUCAUCCUUCAACCCUGUCUGGUAACACGUUUCAUCCUUCAACCCUGUCUGGUAACACGUUUCAUCCUUCAGCCCUGUCUGGUAGCACGUUUCAUCCUUCAGCCCUGUCUGGUAGCACGUUUCAUCCUUCAACCCUGUCUGGUAACACGUUUCAUCCUUCAACCCUGUCUGGUAACACGUUUCAUCCUUCAGCCCUGUCUGGUAACACGUUUCAUCCUUCAGCCCUGUCUGGUAACACGUUUCAUCCUUCAGCCCUGUCUGGUAACACGUUUCAUCCUUCAGCCCUGUCUGGUAACACGUUUCAUCCUUCAGCCCUGUCUGGUAACACGUUUCAUCCUUCAGCCCUGUCUGGUAACACGUUUCAUCCUUCAGCCCUGUCUGGUAACACGUUUCAUCCUUCAGCCCUGUCUGGUAGCACGUUUCAUCCUUCAGACCUGUCUGGUAGCACGUUUCAUCCUUCAGACCUGUCUGGUAGCACGUUUCAUCCUUCAGACCUGUCUGGUAGCACGUUUCAUCCUUCAGCCCUGUCUGGUAGCACGUUUCAUCCUUCAGCCCUGUCUGGUAGCACGUUUCAUCCUUCAGCCCUGUCUGGUAGCACGUUUCAUCCUUCAGCCCUGUCUGGUAGCACGUUUCAUCCUUCAGCCCUGUCUGGUAGCACGUUUCAUCCUUCAACCCUGUCUGGUAACACGUUUCAUCCUUCAACCCUGUCUGGUAACACGUUUCAUCCUUCAACCCUGUCUGGUAACACGUUUCAUCCUUCAGCCCUGUCUGGUAGCACGUUUCAUCCUUCAGCCCUGUCUGGUAGCACGUUUCAUCCUUCAGCCCUGUCUGGUAGCACGUUUCAUCCUUCAACCCUGUCUGGUAACACGUUUCAUCCUUCAACCCUGUCUGGUAACACGUUUCAUCCUUCAGCCCUGUCUGGUAACACGUUUCAUCCUUCAGCCCUGUCUGGUAACACGUUUCAUCCUUCAGCCCUGUCUGGUAACACGUUUCAUCCUUCAGCCCUGUCUGGUAACACGUUUCAUCCUUCAGCCCUGUCUGGUAACACGUUUCAUCCUUCAGCCCUGUCUGGUAACACGUUUCAUCCUUCAGCCCUGUCUGGUAACACGUUUCAUCCUUCAGCCCUGUCUGGUAGCACGUUUCAUCCUUCAGACCUGUCUGGUAGCACGUUUCAUCCUUCAGACCUGUCUGGUAGCACGUUUCAUCCUUCAGCCCUGUCUGGUAGCACGUUUCAUCCUUCAGCCCUGUCUGGUAGCACGUUUCAUCCUUCAGCCCUGUCUGGUAGCACGUUUCAUCCUUCAGACCUGUCUGGUAGCACGUUUCAUCCUUCAGCCCUGUCUGGUAGCACGUUUCAUCCUUCAGCCCUGUCUGGUAACACGUUUCAUCCUUCAGCUCUGUCUGGUUAUGUGUUUCCUCCUCCAGCACAGGCACAGGUCCAGGCACAAAGCUACAGCAGGUGGGUGGAAAUUACCCAGGCUGCCCUACAAACAAGCCAGGCCAUGCUUCCUCUUGGCACACCAAACUGUUCAUCUGCUUAUGAAAACCACAUCAGAUAUUCAGAGGGAAAAUGUGGAAGGCUGCUUUGGGGAACCAGUAAAGCUGGUUAUGAUAAUAUAUCAGCGGACCGCUCUUGCCUUCUGCUCCUGUGCUUAAUGCCAUUAGGAGUAAUAAUACGCAUUGGAAUAUGAAAACAAAAAGCCCAGGCUGAUUUACUCUGGGAUCGACCUUAUGCCGUGAGAAAUGGCAGAGCGAUUUACGAUGCUUUGACAUUCACUUGCACUAAAUCACUUGAUCAAAAUCUAGUCUAUACGAAGGCAGGGGUGGCCUCACACUCAGGGCCUCUUAAAUAGUGUUUUAUUGCAGCUUCUGGUAUUAUGGAAUCUAUAUCUCACAUUCUCAAAUACCAAGCCCAAUCAUUAAUUACCUAGUGCCAUUUCAACUGACUUGAUAUAAUUUGCUAUAUUAAUUAUCAUCCUGGUCCUCCUCAUUUCUUUAUGAGUCAGAGCAUGAGAGAGGAUUAUUUUUUUCCAUCAGGAUCCAAUUAAUUCAAUGCAACUGCCUAACAGCUGGUGGCAUUUCGACUCCAAGUCUUUCAUACUCUCCAGUGUGAGCAUCAUUAAAAUCAGGUGCUGUAAUCAUCUGUCGCUGCAGUAGUUGGCAAGGUAGCAAAAACCCAAAUGAGAAGGCAUUCAGGAAUGGGAAACAGUGCCCUGCAAUGUAUUGGCCCUUUAUGAUGUUGGUUUAAAUUGACAUUGUAACUUAACUUUAAUUAAAGGCAAAAAGCAGCAAGAGGUAUUUGCAGAAUAGGCCUCGGAUAAUAACGUAGCAAUCAUUAAAAGAUUGGCCGAUGGACGUUUCUCCUGAUCCUAUUUAGGAACAUUAGCAUAACGCAAUAAAUGUACCGUGGGCUAGGCUGAAUGGUUACUUUAUGUGGCAAUUGAUUGUACUGUAAAACAACUGAUCAUCGAACAAAGCCAUAGUAAGCUUUUUUAGACGUUUUUGUGUCUGUGUGUGUGUGUGUGUGUGUGUGUGUGUGUUCAUUCACUGGGUGUGU
Molecule: messenger RNA, 4661 nt
Organism: Esox lucius (northern pike)
Lineage: Eukaryota; Metazoa; Chordata; Actinopteri; Esociformes; Esocidae
Product: mesocentin
Exons: 2
Coding region: 1924-3795 (623 amino acids)
Source: RefSeq, a predicted model, not a curated record